This is a messenger RNA of Rhodotorula toruloides NP11, 1845 nucleotides long. Its product is annotated as cAMP-dependent protein kinase regulatory subunit. The transcript is spliced from 2 exons. Bases 1 to 1845 code for a protein of 614 amino acids. The record is from RefSeq and is a predicted model, not a curated record. Lineage: Eukaryota; Fungi; Basidiomycota; Microbotryomycetes; Sporidiobolales; Sporidiobolaceae. Gene Ontology annotation, cellular component: nucleus.
AUGUCCCUCCCCUCCAGCUACUCCGCCAUCCUCUCCGACCUGAACCGCGAAGUCCUCCGCGCGCAACCCUCCGACCCCCUCCAAUUCUGCGCAAACUGGUUCGCCUCGCGCCUCGAACAAGAGCGCAUCUCUGCGCGCGCGACGGGCACGGGGCAGCGAUCGGUCGAUGAGAGUAUGAGGGAGGCGACGCCCCCUCUCAACGCUGCGGGACGCGGGACGCAGGAAUCGCCUGCUUCCAAGGCCGGCGGGCCGUCCAACAAGCCCAAGCCUUCGGGUCUCCCGUUCAACCAGGGCUACGCGUUCGGUACGGCCGGCAACAACAACAACAACAACGGACCUCGCGGCUCGGCUUCGGCAGGCGAACAGUCGCCCUUCUCCGAGUACCCUCCCGAAGGCGGACCCCUCGUUCGUGGAGGCGCAGGGAACGCCCCUCCCGCUGGCUCUCGCCUCUCGCAGCAGUCGAACGCGCCUCGAAACGCGGGCAAGGCUCCUGGCUCGACUACCCCUCCCGACGCCGACUCGUCCCCGUCCAACACGCAGCGCUUCAGCCGCGGCGGCGCACCUCCCGUCGGCGCUGCACUCCCUCAGCAGCAGCAGCAGUCGCAGCACCAGCGCUCGGCGAGCACGGCGCACACGGAGAGCGACGAAGAGGUCGAGGACCCGCGCGAUGACCCCAACUAUCACCCUGGUCGUGCGCCGGGUGGACCGUUCGGCUCGUUCGGUCAGGGUGCGGGCGCUGGGAACGGACCGUCUAGCGUGGGAAAUGGCGCGGGCUCGAGUAUCCCCGUCACGUACAACCUCGGCCGCCGCACGUCCGUCUCUGCCGAGUCGCUCGACCCGAACGCGGCGACCCAGUCGCUGCCGAAGACGGUCAUUCCCAAGACUCCCUCGCAGCGCCAGCGCAUCGAGAAGGCCAUUGCCAACAACCUCUUGUUCCGCAACCUCGACGAAGACCAGUACAAUGACGUCCUCAACGCCAUGAAGGAAGUGACGGUCCAAGCCGGCACCGAAGUCAUCGUCCAGGGCGCCGUCGGCGACUUUUUCUACGUCGUCGAGGAAGGAUCGUUCGAAGUCUGGGUUCGCGCGCCUCCGACGCACUCGUACGCCGGUCCGGGCCAGUCGCUCGUCACCCAGCAAGGCGAGGAGAAGAAAGUCGCGACGUACGGACCGGGCGGGUCGUUCGGCGAACUCGCGCUCAUGUACAACGCUCCGCGCGCCGCGACCGUCGUCGCCACUUCUCGCGCGACGAUGUGGGCUUUGGACCGCGUCACGUUCCGCUCGAUCUUGGUCGAGCACACCUCGCGCAAGCGCAAGAUGUACGAGGCAUUCUUGGGUGAAGUCUCGAUCCUCCAGGAGUUGAACGCCAAGGAGCGCGCCAAGAUUGCCGACGCCCUCGAGGAGAAGGUCUACGAUGAGGGCGAGGCGGUCGUCGUCGAGGGCGAGGUCGGCAAGAACUUUUACAUCAUCGAGAGCGGGAAGGCCGAGGUCACCAAGCGCAAGCGCAAUGCGCAUGGCGGUGUCGACGAGGACGUCAUCGGUGUUCUCGGAAAGGGCGACUACUUUGGCGAACUCGCACUCAUCAACUCCGCCCCUCGCGCCGCCACCGUCCGCGCCAAGCCGGGCGAAGGCCGCCUUCGCGUCGCCACUCUCGGCGAGAAAGCCUUCACGCGCCUCCUCGGCCCGAUCAUCGACAUCCUCGCCCGCAAGGCCGAGAGGUCGUACGGACCUGGUGCGGCUGUCAACGCGACGGGCGCGGGUGGGGUGGGACAGGACAAGAGGGAGAGCUUUGGGCAGGGAUUUGAGGGGUCGAGGAGGGGGAUCUCGGUUGGCGGUGGAGACGCCUGA